GAAAGAUCAAGAAAUUAAAAAAAAAAAAAAAAUCCGUGCAAGAUCCUAUACAACAUCGAUCAUCUGUUCAAAAAUGGAUAUGGUUCCUCAACUCAUGGAAGGCUCUUCUGCUUACGCAGGUACCACAAACAUCUCCUCCUCCUCCUCCUCCGGAGCCACCCCAACACAACCACCGUCUUCCUCUCCUCCAUCGGCGAACUCAAGCCGUUACGAGAACCAGAAGAGAAGAGACUGGAACACGUUCCUACAGUACUUAAGGAACCAACGCCCACCGGUUUCGCUUUCCCGAUGCAGCGGAGCCGACGUGCUGGAGUUUCUCCGUUACCUGGACCAGUUCGGUAAGACAAAAGUCCACACGACGGUUUGUCACUUCUACGGGCAUCCUAAUCCUCCGUUACCGUGUCCUUGUCCUCUCCGGCAAGCUUGGGGAAGUCUGGACGCUCUCAUCGGUCGUCUUCGAACUGCUUUUGAAGAGAACGGAGGCCAACCCGAGACUAAUCCAUUUGGAGCACGUGACGUUAGACUUUAUCUAAGGGAGGUUAGAGAUAUGCAGAGCAAAGCUAGAGGUGUUAGCUACGAGAAGAAGAAGAAGAAGCCAAAGCGUCCUACUCUUCCUCCUCUGUCGGCUUCUUUUUCUUCUUCCUCCGCGGUAGCUAGCCACCAGCAACUUCAGAUGUUGCCGGGUACUAGUGUUAGUAAAAGUGAAAGAGUUUCCAAAGGAACAUCUUCAAAGGGACUACUUCACACUGUCUACAUCUACUGCGCAGAAACAUUGCAGUAUUCUUUUGCCAGCCACCUCUCGGAGGAUUUCCACCGGAAAGGCAUUGAUGCAUCAGUAAAUUGCAAUGAAUCCCUGGAUGUGAUAAAGGGAGCUAGCGCUUUUGUGGUGGUUUUAUCUAACGAUUAUUUGUCCUCCCCCUCAUGCCUGGACAAGCUCGUGAGGGUUCUUCAGUGCCGGAGGAAACACGUCCAGCUGGUGGUUCCAGUGUUCCAUGGUAUUAGUCCAUCAGAUGCGGUGGUACAGGAGCAAGAGUCAGAUGAUCGGAUAAGAGAUUGGACUAGUGCGCUCCAAGAGUUGAGAAAAUUACCAGGCAUACACUCUAGGGAGGAAUCUAGUGAUUGCGAACUUGUGGAAGAGAUUGUCAAAUGUGUGUAUGAGAAACUCUUCCCCAUGCAACAAAUUGGAAUUAACUCAAGGCUGGUGGAGAUAAAACAGUUGCUUUGCAAGCAACCAUGGGGUAUCCGUCGCAUUGGUAUUUGGGGUAUGCCUGGCAUUGGCAAGACGACACUUGCUAAAGCCUUCUUUGACCAGGUCUCUGGAGGCUAUGAAGCUUCUUGUUUCAUCACACACUUUGACAAAGCUUUCCACGAGAAGGGAUUGUACCGGUUGUGGGAUGAACAUUUUGGGAAAAUUUUGAAGGAUACAAGACCUAACCUCCCAGGGGGAAACAUAAGCAAGAAGAGAACUCUGGUUGUUCUUGAUGACGUGCAGAAUCCAUUAGUAGCCGAGUCUUUUCUCGAAGGGUUUCAUUGGUUUGGUCCAGGAAGCCUAAUCAUCAUAACCUCAAGAGAUAAAAGAGUUUUCCGCCUUUGUCAGAUUAGUCACGUGUAUGAGGUUAGGAGCUUAAAUAAGAAUGAGGCUCUGCGGCUAUUCUCUCAGUGUGCAUUUGGAAAAGAUAUAGAAGAAGAAAAUCUAUCGGAGCGACAAAAGGAAAUGCUUGACUAUGCUAAUGGAAAUCCAUUAGCCCUCAGCUUUUAUGGCGGAAAACUUAAGGGGAAGAAUCUGUCAGAAGUGAAGACCACAUUCCGAAACUUCAAGCUACAAAAUCCAAAUAUGUUUCAUGAUUUACUCAUGAGCAGCUACGAAACACUUGAUGACAAUGAGAAGGAAAUUUUUUUGGACAUUGCUUGUUUCUUCAAGGGAGAAGAUGUUGACAAUGUGAAGCAACUGCUUGAGGGAUGUGGUCUUUUUCCACAUGUUGGGAUUGAUGUUCUUGUGGAGAAGUGUCUGGUGACUAUUUCAGAAAACAGAGUUGAAAUGCAUAAAAUUAUCCAAAACUUUGGCAGAGAAAUAAACAACAGAGAAACAAUAGGGAUCCCAAGGAGUCGCAGGCUGUGGAAACCUUGUUGCAUCAAAUUUCUACUUGAAGAUGAAAAACCUGAAGCAUAUAGACAUCAUCCCAACGCAAUUUGUAAAGGAACUCUGGUCAGUGAAGACAUCAAAGCCAUAUGUCUGGAUACGGCGAAUAUGCUCUUUGAUGUUAAACCUUGUGCUUUUCAAAAUAUGCUUAACCUUAGGUUCCUCAAGAUUCAUUGUUGCAAUUAUGAAAGCAAUUCUGGAUUUAUUGUUCCUCAAGGUUUAUUGUUGCCUUGUGGGCUAAGACUUCUCCACUGGGAGAACUAUCCUUUGCAGACCUUGCCACAAGAAUUCGACCCUGGCCACCUCGUUGAACUCAAUAUGCCUUACAGUAAGCUUCAGAAACUUUGGAGAGGAACUAAGAACCUCGAGAUGUUGAAGAUGGUCAGGCUUUGUCAUUCCAAGAAGUUGACUGAAAUUGACGAUAUUUCUAGAGCUCCAUAUGUCGAGCUAAUAGAUCUCCAAGGCUGUACAAAAUUGCAGCGUUUUCCAGCCACAGAUCAGUUACAACAUCUCCGAGUUGUAAACCUCUCAGGUUGCACUGCGAUCAAAAGUUUCCCGGAGUUUUCACCAAAUAUUGAGGAACUUAAUCUCCAUGGAACUGCCAUAAGAAAGUUACAGAUAUCCAUUGGGAAAAAUGCCACUAAGCUCAAGACAUUAUAUCUUACUGAGUGUGCAAGUCUGGUGGAGCUCCCCUCCUCCAUAAGCAAUGCUACUAAUCUCAAGAGCUUAUAUCUAACUAAAUGCUCUAGUUUGGUGCAGCUCCCCUCCUCUAUUGGGAAUGCAUCUAAUCUUGAAAUAUUGGAUCUCAGUUUUUGCUCAAGACUGAUGGAGCUUCCUGCUUCUAUCGGAAAUGCUACUAAUCUUGAGAUCUUGAACCUAGAAUACUGCUCAAGUUUAGUGAAACUCCCUUACUCCUUUGGAAAUGCCACUAAUCUCAAGAAAUUGUGUCUUCGUGGAUGUUCGGGUCUUGUGAAGCUCCCCUUUUCUAUAGGGAAUGCUAUUAAUCUUCAAGAGUUGAAUCUCGAGUAUUGUUCAAGCUUGGUGAAGCUCCCCUCAUCGUUACGCAAUGCCACUCAUCUCAAGAAGUUAUAUCUGACUGGAUGCUCAAGUUUGGAUGAGCUCCCUUCCUCCAUUAGGAAUUCAACUAGUCUCAUAUCUAUAGAUCUCAACGAUGACAAUAGCCCGCCGAUUGUUACUGUUAGUGACAACUUAGGAUCCAGGUGUAUUGAGGUUAGGGGUGCAAAGGGAGGGAAUUUCUACGUACUGGAGGGUGAACAAAAGGAUGAACACUCGGUGUCUUUAAUUUUUCGCCUUGUAAAUGAGAAUGGACGUGAAAUGAUCACCUCUUGUUUCUCCUUCAAUCAGAGUAACGACAGUGCUUAUAAGGUGUCCAGCAAGGAAGUUAACUGACCUUCACGUCACGUUUAUAGCCGAACUGAUUGAUAUAUUACUUGUCAACUUGAUACCCACCUGGAAAACCCAAGUCACAGUCGAUCAUAUCAUCCAUUCACAACUGAAUCAGAAGUCAAGGAGUCAUCAGAGUGAAGCUAAGACUCAGAGAGGAGAGGAGGAGAGUGUUUUUCGUGAUUAUGCAUCGGUUAGUCACUCGGGGACCUCAGAUUCCUCACGAAUAAAAGAGGAAGGUGGGCAUUGUGUUGAUGAGAUUGAAGAAAAAGAGGGGAACUCAAGUCAAGAAGCAAACGAAGCAGUAAGCUUGGAGGAAGAAGAGAUAAUGGAGGAGAUAGAAGCUGAGUAUGAGGAAGAAAUGAAAGAGUUAAAGAGGAAAAGAGAAGAAGCCAUUAUGGAGAUGAGGAAAAAGCGGAAGUAAAAAUGAGUGGAAACUCUUUUGAGUGAUCUAAAAAUGGUCAUUGAAACAUAAGGAAGACAGUCGAAUUAUGAAGUAAACAAUAUUUUCCCAAGAUUGAAACAAAAGAACUUACUUGCAUCAUGGAAAAUGAUACUGAAAUCGAAACCAAUAACCAAACAAAAAAAAAUUAUAGAAUCAAAGGUUGAAA
Eruca vesicaria subsp. sativa (arugula) is the source of this 4155-nucleotide messenger RNA. The record is from the annotation of a GenBank genome assembly. NCBI's taxonomy places the organism in Eukaryota, Viridiplantae, Streptophyta, Magnoliopsida, Brassicales, Brassicaceae.